Messenger RNA from Terrapene triunguis (Three-toed box turtle), 5100 nucleotides. RefSeq names its product AKT serine/threonine kinase 3 (gene AKT3). Lineage: Eukaryota; Metazoa; Chordata; Testudines; Emydidae. The coding region runs from base 99 to 1538 and encodes 479 amino acids. The record is from RefSeq and is a predicted model, not a curated record. The transcript is spliced from 13 exons. Gene Ontology annotation, molecular function: protein serine/threonine kinase activity; ATP binding. Gene Ontology annotation, biological process: protein phosphorylation.
AGUAGAGAUUGGGAAGGGCAGCAGAAGAGAAGCCAAACGUUUAAGCUGAUAAUUCAACAGAAUUUUUCUCUGAAUUGAGGGCUCAGAGUGGAGCCAUCAUGAGUGAUGUUACCAUUGUGAAAGAAGGCUGGGUUCAGAAGAGGGGAGAAUAUAUCAAAAAUUGGCGGCCAAGAUACUUCCUGUUGAAGACAGAUGGUUCUUUCAUAGGGUAUAAGGAGAAGCCCCAAGAUGUGGAUCUACCGUAUCCCCUCAACAACUUUUCUGUGGCAAAAUGCCAGCUAAUGAAAACAGAGCGACCGAAGCCAAAUACAUUUAUUAUUAGAUGUCUUCAGUGGACAACUGUCAUAGAGAGGACAUUUCAUGUAGACACUCCAGAGGAACGGGAAGAAUGGACAGAAGCCAUCCAAGCUGUAGCAGACAGGCUUCAGAGGCAAGAAGAGGAGAGAAUGAACUGUAGUCCAACAUCACAGAUAGACAAUAUAGGAGAGGAGGAGAUGGAUGCUUCCACAACCCAUCAUAAAAGAAAGACAAUGAAUGAUUUUGACUAUUUAAAACUACUGGGGAAAGGCACUUUUGGCAAAGUUAUUUUGGUCCGAGAGAAGGCAAGUGGAAAAUAUUAUGCGAUGAAGAUUUUGAAAAAAGAAGUUAUUAUUGCAAAGGAUGAAGUGGCUCACACUCUUACAGAAAGCAGAGUAUUAAAAAAUACUAGACACCCUUUUUUAACGUCUUUGAAAUAUUCCUUCCAGACAAAGGAUCGUUUGUGUUUUGUGAUGGAGUAUGUUAAUGGGGGAGAGCUGUUUUUCCAUUUGUCGAGAGAGCGGGUGUUCUCUGAGGACCGCACACGCUUCUAUGGUGCAGAAAUUGUCUCUGCUUUGGACUAUCUGCAUUCCGGGAAGAUUGUGUACCGUGAUCUCAAGUUAGAAAAUCUAAUGUUGGAUAAAGAUGGCCACAUAAAAAUUACAGAUUUUGGACUUUGCAAAGAAGGAAUCACAGAUGCAGCUACUAUGAAAACAUUCUGUGGUACACCAGAAUACCUAGCUCCUGAGGUAUUAGAAGACAAUGACUAUGGUCGUGCAGUGGACUGGUGGGGCCUGGGAGUUGUCAUGUAUGAAAUGAUGUGUGGGAGAUUACCAUUCUACAACCAGGAUCAUGAGAAACUGUUUGAACUAAUACUAAUGGAGGACAUAAAAUUCCCUCGAACUCUCUCGUCAGAUGCAAAGUCAUUACUUUCGGGUCUCCUGAUAAAAGAUCCAAAUAAACGCCUUGGUGGAGGCCCAGAUGACGCAAAAGAAAUUAUGCGACAUAGUUUUUUUGUUGGAGUAAACUGGCAAGAUGUAUAUGAUAAAAAGCUUGUACCUCCUUUUAAACCUCAAGUGACAUCUGAGACAGACACCAGAUAUUUUGAUGAAGAAUUUACAGCUCAGACGAUUACAAUAACUCCACCUGAAAAAUAUGAUGAGGAUGGUAUGGACUGCAUGGACAACGAGAGGCGACCACAUUUCCCUCAGUUUUCCUACUCUGCAAGCGGACGAGAAUAACUUUUUUGUUUGUUUGGUUUUUUUUUUGUUCUGCUUCACUGUCAUCUUAGGUUUAUCACUGAAAACGAUUCCUGAACAUCACCACCAGUACUAGCCAUGAAGAUUGCAGGGGCACUUUCAGAGGUCAUUCAAAAUUGAAAAGUUCCCUCCUUCUCCAACAGGCCUUUUUGUUUUUUGCAUGAAAUUUUGUAUCAGUCUGAGGUCUCCUCCUGUUGCUGCUCCCACUGUCUCAGUAUAAUAGCAACGUCAAGAAGUAAUUUUGAAAUCUUUUGAAGUCAGACGACUUAAAUCCUCCAUUGUAUACAGUGGGGACUAAAAGAAACGUUGGUUGCCGAUGCAUUUUCUCAUUUCUUCUAGAAGACAAAUCAGAAUUGUAAUUAGUCUAAAAAGAUGAGUUUAUAAUGUUUUCUUGCAUCUGUUUGUGCUGGUCAGAACAAGGAAAGAUAGGGGGUGGUGAUGUAAAUAUGCAAGGUUUUUGUUAGGCAUAUCAUUACUUGAAGCAGGUCUAUGUCAUUAACAUCUGGCUGGAAUGCGUUUGGGAAACAUUUGAGAGAAGAACUUGUAACUGUUCAUAUAUAUAUAAAUAUAUAUAUAUAUAUAUAAAUAUUAUUUUUUAAUUACUGUUGGAUGCUACAGAAGAAGCAGAAGGGCUGGGCUCACCCAGCCUGCUACUUAGACUUCCAGAUUCACGUGCAAUCAUGGAGAAUUGAACAUUCUACGUGCAAGAAACGAAGGCAUAAAAGCAGCAUUUGAAGUUGUUUAAAGGUCUUAUAAUUUGCACCAGAUAACAUCUUUCUCAUGCUUUUCUCUGUCUUUCUUGAUAUACAUCACCUCGGAUGGCUGAAGAAUGUAGACAGGCAUAAUGGUAUUGCUUUUCACCAAAAUUUGUGCACCAAGGUAAACAGGUGUUUGCCAUAUUUGUUUUUAUUUUGAGUUUGUGAAUUAGCUUUUCUCCAGGUGUUUAACUCUGAAUAUAUAUAUAUAUUUUUUGUUAUACCACAGUAGUAUUUAUUUUUAGUGAUAAGGAUUGUAUGCGUCAUGUUUGCAAAUGCUGCUACAUCUUAGAACAGGCUUACAGCAGUUUAUUUUGUAAUAUAUGGAAGGACUGUACAAGCUGAAGAGAAUAACGCACUUUUUCUCCCAUGUGGAAAUUUUAACAAGGCUCUGAAAUUGUACAUAUUACUUAGAAUUGGGCUUUUGUGGAUGAAAUACUGUCAUAUAAUUCUUUGGUGCUGUAGAUGAGGACAUUCCAACUCCAUGUGCCAAGAGGUCAAAAAUGCUAUGUCUGUGCUCCACUAAAGUAAUAUAAAAGCCUGGCAGCACAAUAGAAAUUUUUGGUUUUAUAUGGAGAAAAUACAUUCAAACAAUUGAGACCACAAUGAUUGCAAGAAAAGCACUUUAUUAUAAUUCUGCAAACAGUAGAUUGAUGGGAACAUUUGCCCUGAACCAAGUAGGUAAUGAAACCCAGCAUGUGAAGUAUGACAAUGAUAACUGACUGACUGAAUUUAAAACCAUCAUGGUAAACACCACACUGAAAGGAAAAUGUUGUCUUUUCAUUUCUAAAGAUCUGUAUUUAGCAGGAUGUGUGCACAAACCUUAGCUUCGUUCUUCAUUAAAGAUCAUUUUAAUAAUAAACCUUUUGGUGCUAGGAGUUGGGAUAUUCCAAAGCUGCCAGGAAGUGCAGUAAGGGUGAGUAUGUGCCCUUGCUAACGACAUCAGAAAACCCUGGGAUUAUUAUUGAAGAACCUUGUUAGCUCCCAUGUAGAAUGUGAUAUUACAGAGUAUUAUUGAUAGCAUUGUGUCACUUGGUAAAUGACUUUUGAAAGAAGAAAUGUUCAUAUGCAGAUGCCUUAUCCUCUUGCUGUUUAAAGUUUAGAUAUCUUAGCAUGAAGAUCACUGCUGGCAGUGGAUGUGCUGAGGUGGUCAAGGGGUAGAUGGGCAUUUUAGCAAGGCAGCUAAGACAGACUCAUUCAGAUAAUUUUUCAUGUUUCUACCUAAGCAAAGUUUUAUCUUUAAUAAUCAACAGAUAAGAGGUGUAUCUUUGUGUAUGCGCUAACCACAUAAUCUCACCCUAUCACCUUGUAACACUACUCAUCUUUAGAGAAUGGCACUUCAGAGGGAAAGGUGCACAGUAAAUACAUUGUAGGUCUAUUCUGCACCUUUUUCUAAAAAUGUCUACACUGAAAUAGUGAUGAUUUAAAUGAACUAAUUAGUAAAUAGAGCAUUGAAUAGUUCUCUAGAAAUGCCUCAUAGAUGCAAACAAACUGUGUUGAUUAAAAAUCUCCAGUAUAUGCCUCCAUUUUCCUCUCUAAUUUUCAGUUUGUGUUAGCAAUAAAUACCUUGUGCAUUUCUUGAAGUUAAUGAGAAGCCAGGGUUGUGCUUUGGGCUGAUGGUUCCUCAUGUGUAGGACAGGCCCCAUGGCUAGAUCAUUAUUGCUUAUGUAGUUGGAAUGUAGUUUGCAGUAAAUAUCAAUUAGUGAAUUAUUUGAAAAUUUUAAGACUUCACUCUGAAUUGCAUAACCUGUCUCAACAAUUACCUUUUAUCAAGUUUAUUACAGACACAGUUAAUAUUAACUGAAUGCUGCCUGGAGUUUGGGAAUUCCUGACUUCUGCUACCAGGGUUCGAAAUAGACAAAAGAGAAAUCUCAAAGCUGUGCUGAGAGAGAUGGCUGAAGCAUCUCUCUCUUCUGCUUGUCCUCAGCUGUAGUUUGGACUUGGACAGCAGUUGGUAGCUGGUACCUUGAGCCUUCCAAUCAUAGUACAUUUCAGACUUUGACUCCAGCUUGUACUGACUUCCAUGACAUAUAGUAUGCCCUCUUAUACUGCAGCCAUCUUUGAGGAAAUGUGUCAUUUCUGUUUGGAUUUUGGCAGUUUUGCACACAGCUUUGCUUUCCACACUAAUCCAAUACAUUCCUGUUGCUAAAGGAACAUUUAUUCCAGUAUUGUUUUACAUUUUUCUUUUGACAUGUCAUGUCAUCUUUAUUUGUGGCUUCUUAAAGCUGACUGUUCUUGCAGGGGCCAUGUGCUUCUCCUAGAGUACAAAAGUAAGGUCCUUCCUUACUAACUGCAGGGUCUAUAUGUUACACCUCAAUGUACACACUUUGCUGCUACUGUUUGUACUGUCUACAGUAGAAUUUCCUUAUCUUGCUCCUGGUAGUGCAUUACAGGCAAGCAUGAAAUGUAAAGUAUUUAUUUAAAUAAAAAACCUCUAAAUUGGUAAUUGAAUUACCUCCCUGUAGCUUUAGAGUUUGACAUUUCUUGAUCUUGCUAGUUCUUUCAUUAGAUACAUGCAAGAUCUAGUCAUGUGGUUAAGGAUAUUAAGCAGACAACUAUGAACCCAAGAAACCGUAUUACUGUUGGUCAUACUUAAACUGUUUAUUUCCUUAAGUAUAUGACCCACAAGGAUGUGAAAUAACUACAAGAAACUGUUUUUGUACACUGUACAUCCUUAGUAUUUUUACACGUAUAUGAUAGGGAUGCACAUUAUUUUCCUUCGUACAGACAGCUUAAAUAAAGCACUAUGUCAAUCUGCUACUUCUGUGUUUAUUAAUGCUGCUUUUGUU